GCGUUUUAAUGAAGCAUGACGGACGAAAACACCGCCGCUCCAUAUAAAACGUCGUCGGGGAAGCAUUGCGUGGUAUACCAGUGUACAAAUAACAAAAAAAAAAAAAAAACGAGGAAGACUGCUCGUCACUACGUGCAAUGCGCACGACUGCCUACGUAAGGAAUGCCGGUGCGGUAUCUUCAGCCUCCACAGAUUUCCUAGCGCGCCAAGCAAACAGUCAAUUCGACAGCAAUGGAUUGUAGCAGUGAAAAGGGUCGGCUUUGUACCAACGAAAAAUGCCAGGGUUUGCUCGAUUCAUUUCGUCGAUGGAAAGCCCACAGAAGAGAAACCAGUGCCCCAGCUUCAUAUGGGUUACAGCAGAAAGGAGAAAGCUGGUACGACACAUGGGGAAUCAGAGGAGACAGGAUCCACUUCAUGAAAAACAAGAUCUAAACAGAAAUGCCACUGAAGCCAGUACAAGUGGCAUGCUGCUCACCCGCUGCGAGUCUCUGGAAGACACUAUGUGUGAAUCAGUGGAAGACGCAAUGUGUGAAUCUGUGGAAGACUCUGUGCGUGAAUCUACGAAAUACACCGUGUGUGAAUCUGCGAAAGACACCGUGUGUGAAUCUGCGAAAGAAACCGUGUGUGAAUCAGCGAAAGACACCGUGUGUGACUUUGUGUGUGACAAGAAUGCUAGGUACUCUUCGCAAACAUUAGAAUAUCAGGCAAGCCAGCAGGAGUCACCUAGACAAACAGAUGAUUCAAGCAGCAAUAUUACUACAGAAGAGCAUGACACAUUGGACAGUGUCUGUACAGCUGUGGGAACCGUAUCCUGUAGCCAGCAUCAGAAUACAAGACAGGCUACAGAUUAGAGGACGCAAGUUUUGCCCGAACUUCGAGGUCAGGGGACGCAAGUUUAGCCCAAACUUCGAGAUCAAGGGACGCAAGUUUUGCCCGAACUUCAAGAUCAAUCAACGCAGUGGGAAGACCUGUGUCUGCAAAUUGUAAUGGAACAUUCUUACUGCAGCAGAGAUGAAGAGGCACCAGUGUGUGUAUCUACACAGACACUCCCGCAAACAGCAGCUGAUACAAUGUCAAACAGUGACUGCCAUUUUUACACAGGCCUGUGCCUGGAAAUGUUUCUCAGAUUAGUGAUGGCUGUAAACAAUGUCGCUAAGCCGGUUGGCACUAAAGUUGCCCGGCUCUAUGACCAAGUCUUGUUCACUCUAAUGAGGUUAAGACUUGGCUUGCUCUAUGGAGAUCUGGCUCGCCGGUUUAACAUUUCUACGACUCUUGCUGGAGACAUAUUUCGUGCUACAUUGAAAGUACUGUCAAGGUUGCUAAGAAAGACUAUUGUAUGGCUACCACGCGAUGUGAUCCAGCGAGAACUACCACAGUCGUUCCGAAGCAGUAGCUACUCAAAUACAACGUGCAUCAUAGACUGCACUGAAGUGUAUCUCCAGCGGCCGAAGCAGUUGUAUGCAAGGGCACAGACAUAUAGUAAUUACACAGGACAGAAUACUGCUAAAUUUCUUGUAGUUAUUGCACCACACGGACAUGUGAUGUUCGUUUCCUAUGUGUAUGGUGGACGGGCAUCGGAUAACGUCAUUUUGCAAGAAGCUGACCUGGAUAACUACCUCAACCAUGGAGAUGAGGUUAUGGCGGACAGAGGCUUUGCACUGACCCCUGAGCUAUUUGCGAAAGGCGUGCAGCUCAACGUUCCAGCCUUUACAUGAGGCAAGUCACAGUUGUCAGAGAACGAGGUUACAAGAACAAGGCGUAUCGCAACACUUCGCAUACACGUUGAGAGGCUGAUCAACAGAAUCAAGUCGUAUAGAAUCUUGAAAGGAACCCUCCCAAUAUCACACAGAAAAGCAUUGGAUGAUAUUGUUACAGUUUGUGCAGGACUGUCCAACCUCAAGGGUGCACUAAUCUCAAAACGUACUUAGAAAGAUGAGAACUGCAAUAAGCGAAGACAUUGAUGUACAUCUCAA
Messenger RNA from Ornithodoros turicata, 1973 nucleotides. RefSeq lists its product as uncharacterized. The transcript is spliced from 3 exons. The record is from RefSeq and is a predicted model, not a curated record. The coding region runs from base 276 to 851 and encodes 191 amino acids. NCBI's taxonomy places the organism in Eukaryota, Metazoa, Arthropoda, Arachnida, Ixodida, Argasidae.